AUGACCACCACAACAACCACUGACGGUCACCUUGAUCCUCAGGCCAUUAAUGCUACCCAGCGAGCGCGAUGGGCCACCCAGAGAAAAAGCGUCAAUAGCAGCAACAACAAGCGCAACUCCCUAAUGAACCGCAUCGGACACAAGAAGACAGGCUCGAAUGAGAAGAACUCACCACCCUCCGACGGUUCCGAUCCGCCCGGUGACGACCAACCAACUCACGACGCUGCCGAGAACCACGACGAUGAUGUAGAGGAGGAGGAUAAUGAGAACCGAACGCUCUUUUUCAAUCAACCUCUGCCGGAAGAGCUUGUCGACGAGAAUGGUCACCCCAUCCAGUCCUUCACGCGUAACAAGAUUCGAACGGCCAAGUAUACACCCAUAUCCUUCGUGCCCAAGAACCUGUGGUUCCAGUUCCACAAUGUCGCCAACAUUUUCUUCUUGUUCCUGGUUAUCCUGGUCAUCUUCCCCAUCUUUGGCGGCGUGAAUCCCGGCCUGAACGCUGUUCCCCUGAUCUUCAUCAUCACUGUCACGGCUAUCAAGGAUGCCAUCGAAGAUUACCGAAGAACCAUUCUCGAUAUCGAGCUUAACAAUGCCCCGGUUCAUCGACUGCGAAACUGGACAAAUGUCAACGUCCUCGAGGGAGACGUCUCCGUCUGGCGACAGUUCAAGAAAGCCAACUCGCGCUUUUUCGGUCUCAUCUGGCGCUCUACCCAGAGCCUGUGGUCCAAGAAGGCCAAGGAGGAGCUGGCCAAGCGGAAGAUGGGCCCAUCGCAGGAGGAUGCUCCUCGCCCCUCUGUUGAAUCGCAUCGUACCAGACGAUCUGUGCGCGGGUCUAUCGCUUCACCUUUCACGAACCGCGAGUCUUUCAUGUCCGCCCGCGAGGAUAUUCAGAUGACCCCCGUUCCAUCCCCGUCGCCCCAGGCUACGGGCCCGCAUAUUCAGAUCCAGCUUCCCGACCAGCAGGACGCCAAGCGUUCAGCGGCUCUCGCACAGAUGAAGUCGGAUUUCAUCAACUAUACUCAUCCCGCCGCUGGCGCUCGAUUCCAAAAGGAUGCCUGGAAGAGCCUGGUUGUGGGCGAUUUUGUGCGAAUUUACAAUGACGAGGAGCUUCCUGCCGACAUCAUUAUUCUUUCCACCUCUGACCCCGAUGGAGCCUGCUAUGUUGAGACCAAGAACUUGGAUGGUGAGACCAACCUCAAGGUCCGCCAGGCUGUGCGCUGUGGCCGAUCUCUCAAGCACGCCCGUGACUGCGAACGCGCCGAAUUCGUUAUCGAGAGCGAGGCUCCCCAACCCAACCUGUACAAGUACAACGGUGCCAUCAAGUGGCAGCAGAUUGUGCCUGGCUAUGCUGACGACGAGCCCGAGGAUAUGACGGAGCCCAUCACUAUUGACAAUCUCCUUCUACGUGGUUGCAACCUCCGAAACACCGAAUGGGUUCUUGGUGUGGUGGUCUACACUGGUCACGACACCAAGAUUAUGCAGAAUGCCGGUAUUACCCCUAGUAAGCGCGCACGAAUUGCCCGAGAGAUGAACUUCAACGUUGUCUGCAACUUUGGUAUCCUGCUCAUCAUGUGUCUCCUGUCCGCUAUCGUCAACGGCGUCGCAUGGGCAAAGACGGAUGCCUCGCUCUACUUUUUCGAUUUCGGCUCUAUUGGUGGAAAACCCGCUAUGAGUGGUUUCAUCACCUUCUGGGCUGCUAUCAUUCUCUUCCAGAACUUGGUUCCCAUCUCCCUCUACAUCACUCUGGAAAUCGUUCGAACCCUGCAGGCCAUCUUCAUCUUCAGCGAUGUGGACAUGUACUACGAAAAGAUCGACCAGCCUUGUAUUCCCAAAUCCUGGAACAUCUCGGAUGACGUUGGCCAAAUCGAGUACAUCUUCUCCGACAAGACCGGUACACUCACCCAGAACGUCAUGGAGUUCAAGAAGGCCACGAUCAAUGGACAGCCUUACGGAGAGGCUUAUACCGAAGCCCAGGCUGGAAUGCAGAAGCGACUUGGUGUCGAUGUUGAGAAGGAAGCUGAGAGGAUCCGAGUCGAGAUCGCUGACGCCAAGGUUCGCGCAAUUGCCGGCCUUCGGAGAAUUCAUGACAGCCCGUACCUUCACGAUGAGGACGUCACCUUCAUUGCCCCCGAUUUCGUUUCCGACCUGGCUGGCGAGCACGGCCCCGAACAGCAACAGGCCAACAACUACUUCAUGCUUGCUCUGGCUCUUUGCCAUACCGUUAUUGCUGAAAGGAUCGAUGGUGAUUCGCCCAAGAUGAUCUUCAAGGCUCAGUCUCCCGAUGAGGAAGCUCUUGUCUCUACCGCUCGUGAUAUGGGUUUCACAGUUCUCGGCCACUCGGGCGAAGGCAUCAACCUGAACGUUUUGGGUGAGGACCGGCAUUACCAGAUUCUCAACACGAUCGAGUUCAACUCGAGCCGUAAGCGAAUGAGUUCAAUUGUGCGAAUGCCCGAUGGUCGUAUUGUUCUGUUCUGCAAGGGUGCCGACAGUGUCAUCUACGCUCGCCUCAAGCGGGGAGAGCAGAAGGAGCUCAGGAAGGAAACAGCUGAACACCUGGAGAUGUUUGCCCGAGAAGGUCUCCGUACCCUCUGCAUUGCCCACAAGGAAAUUUCUGAGCAAGAGUAUCGAACCUGGAAGAAGGAGCACGACGCUGCUGCUUCUGCACUUGAAGACCGAGAGGAGAAGCUCGAGGCUGUGGCUGAGCUGAUUGAGCACGAUCUCUACUUGAUUGGUGGUACUGCUAUUGAGGAUCGUCUGCAGGAUGGUGUGCCUGACACUAUUGCCCUCCUGGGUGACGCUGGUAUCAAGCUCUGGGUUCUCACAGGCGACAAGGUCGAGACUGCCAUCAACAUCGGCUUCUCAUGCAACCUGCUCAACAACGACAUGGAACUGAUUCACUUGAAGGUGGAAGAGGAUGAGGCUGGAGAAGUGACUGACGACACCUUCCUCGACAUGGCGGAGAAGUUGCUGGACGACAACCUGAAGACUUUCAACAUCACGGGCAGCGACGAGGACCUCGCCCAUGCCAAGAAGAACCACGAGCCUCCUGCACCUACUCACGGACUGGUCAUUGAUGGAUUUACACUUAGAUGGGUCCUCAACGACCGUCUGAAGCAAAAGUUCCUCUUGCUCUGCAAGCAGUGCAAGUCGGUUCUUUGCUGCCGAGUCAGUCCCGCUCAGAAAGCUGCUGUCGUCGCCAUGGUCAAGAAUGGUUUGGAUGUUAUGACGCUCUCAAUCGGUGAUGGUGCCAACGAUGUCGCCAUGAUCCAAGAGGCUGAUGUCGGUGUCGGUAUCGCUGGUGUCGAAGGUCGCCAGGCCGCUAUGUCUUCCGAUUAUGCCAUUGCUCAGUUCCGGUUCCUUCAGAGACUUGUACUUGUCCACGGUCGUUGGUCUUACCGCCGCCUGGCCGAGAGUAUCAGCAACUUCUUCUACAAGAACAUGGUGUGGACGUUCGCCAUCUUCUGGUACGGCCUUUACUGCGACUUCGACAUGACCUAUCUCUUCGACUACACCUACAUUCUCAUGUUCAACCUGUUCUUCACCUCGGUGCCCGUCGCCAUUAUGGGUGUGCUGGAUCAAGAUGUUUCUGACAAGGUAUCGUUGGCCGUUCCUCAGCUCUACCGCCGAGGUAUUGAGCGACUGGAGUGGACCCAGCUCAAGUUCUGGCUCUACAUGGUUGACGGUGUCUACCAGUCGGUUAUGGUCUUCUUCAUCCCCUACUUGCUCUUCGAGCCAGGUAUCGUUGUGACCGGCAACGGACUCGGUGUGGAGGACCGUCUCCGGUUCGGUGCCUACAUUGCUCACCCGGCCGUCAUCACGAUCAACAUGUACAUCUUGAUCAACACGUACCGAUGGGACUGGCUCAUGGUGCUCAUUGUCGUUAUCAGCGACGUGUUCAUCUUCUUCUGGACCGGAGUGUACACGUCCUUCACUUCAUCCGACUUCUUCUACGGAACCGCCGCCCAGGUGUACCAAGAAGCGUCGUUCUGGGCCGUCUUCUUCCUGGUGCCCGUCAUCUGCCUCUUCCCUCGAUUUGCUAUCAAGGCUCUCCAGAAGGUGUACUGGCCUUACGAUGUCGAUAUUAUCCGUGAGCAAGAGAGGAUGGGCAAGUUUGCUUAUCUGACGGAGAAGGAGGAGUCAAACGACCCUCUCACAGCCGACACCAAGAGCGACAAGUCCAAGUCGUCUAAGAGCUCGAGGAAGUCGAGGAAGGCAGCCAAGCACAUGGCGUAUGGAAGCGUCGACGAGGACCUGCGACCAAUCUACCCACCUUCGACGGCGACGCGAACCACAACGUAUAAUCAACAUAGCCAGAAUGGCAGUGACUCGACUAAUUACACGGGUCCUCGCAUGUCGAUGGAUGUUCCCAUGCAGGCUCGGCCGUCUAUUGACCGUGCCCGGCCAUCAUAUGAUCGCGUCCGAGCAUCGAUGGACAGGGUACGGCCCAGCUUCGAGGCCAGCAGCGACUUCACCUCAGCCGCACGAUUAUCAAGGAUUGAGUCAAGUCAAUCACAAGGCGGCCGGUUUCGCCCCCGACUCCGCGGUCUGUCGCUAACCAAGAGCGCCAACGUCUAA
This is a messenger RNA of Fusarium keratoplasticum, 4575 nucleotides long. Its product is annotated as Phospholipid-transporting ATPase. Gene Ontology annotation, molecular function: magnesium ion binding; ATPase-coupled intramembrane lipid carrier activity; ATP binding. The coding region runs from base 1 to 4575 and encodes 1524 amino acids. The record is from RefSeq and is a predicted model, not a curated record. The transcript has 3 exons. Gene Ontology annotation, cellular component: plasma membrane. NCBI's taxonomy places the organism in Eukaryota, Fungi, Ascomycota, Sordariomycetes, Hypocreales, Nectriaceae. Gene Ontology annotation, biological process: phospholipid translocation.